AUGCCCGAGUCUCCCCGCAAGAAGCAGAAGGUGUUGGGUCCUCUGACGGCCCAUAACCUGAUCAACGGCGAGUUUGUGCCUCCUUCGGGCGAUAAAUACGUCAACGUCAUCAGCCCGUCGACUGGCCAGGUGAUCGGCAAAUGCGCGCUUUCCAAAGACGAAGACGUGAAGUUGGCGGUGGCUAAGGGCCAAGAAGCCUUUAAAGAAUGGCGUCAACUGACUGUCAAGGCCCGUGCAGCCAUCAUGCUCAAGUUUCACGCACUCAUGAUGCAGCACCAAGAUGAACUGGCGGACAUUGUGGUGAAGGAGAACGGUAAGAACCGCACCGAGGCGCUCGCCAGUGUCUUAAAAGGCAACGAGACGGUCGAGUACGCCUGCAGUCUCCCGCAAUUAGUGCAGGGGCGCACAUUGCAAGUCUCACGAGGCAUCACGUGCCAAGAAGUGCGUGACCCGCUGGGUGUUGUGGCCUGUAUUGUGCCAUUCAACUUCCCCAUUAUGGUACCCAUGUGGACGAUCCCCAUCGCGUUAACGAUGGGGAAUUGUGUUAUCUUGAAGCCAUCCGAGAAGGUUCCAUUGACAAUGUCGCGUGUUGCUGAGUUGUUGCUGGAAGCAGGAGUUCCCAAGGGUAUCAUCAACGGGACGGUGGAUCCAGUCAACAGCUUAUGUGACCACCCAGACGUGGCUGCUGUCACAUUCGUUGGGUCCAGUCGUGUGGCUCAACUUGUAGCUCGUCGAUGCCGAGCUUUGGACAAGCGUGUACUGGCUCUGGGUGGAGCGAAGAACCAUCUCGUCGCUCUCCCGGACGCCGAUGUCGAGGUGGCUUCUAAGGAUAUUGUGGCGUCCUAUGCUGGCUGUGCUGGCCAGCGUUGCAUGGCUGCAUCCGUGCUCCUUCUAGUGGGAGAUUGCUCGGCUUUACUCGACAAGAUCGUCGAGAAAUCGAGGGAAUUGACUCGCGGCACUGAAGCUGGGCAGGUUGGCGCUCUGAUUGACGACGGAUCCAAGACUCGUGUGCUCAAAUACAUCAACGAAGCGGAAGCUGCGGGUGUGAAGGUGUUGGUGGACGGGCGAUCGUGGUCUACAGAGGCCAAGGGCUUCUGGGUUGGUCCUACAGUAUUGUUGCACUCGGAUCCGAAGGAUGCAGCCAUGAAAGACGAGAUCUUUGGCCCAGUCCUGUCGGUGUAUCGCGUGGAGACGUUCGACGAGGCUCUGCAGAUCGAGAACGGCAAUGAUUAUGGCAAUGCAGCGGCCAUUUACACGUCCAAUGGCGCCUAUGCCGAGUAUUUCCAGUCGCGUUUCAGUGCUGGGAUGAUUGGAGUCAACAUUGGGAUCCCAGUUCCACGUGAGCCUUUCAGCUUCGGUGGAAUGUACGGAACCAAGAGCAAGUUCGGCGACAUGGACAUCACUGGGGACGGCUGCGUCGAGUUCUUCUCCACGAGACGUAAAAUUACGUCCAAGUGGAGCACCGUCAUCAACCCGGGCGACGCAGCCAACUUCAGUGGACAGCUCUGA
Messenger RNA from Phytophthora infestans T30-4, 1509 nucleotides. RefSeq names its product methylmalonate semialdehyde dehydrogenase [acylating], putative. Bases 1 to 1509 code for a protein of 502 amino acids. The transcript is spliced from 4 exons. The record is from RefSeq and is a predicted model, not a curated record. NCBI's taxonomy places the organism in Eukaryota, Oomycota, Peronosporomycetes, Peronosporales, Peronosporaceae. Gene Ontology annotation, biological process: L-valine catabolic process; thymine catabolic process. Gene Ontology annotation, molecular function: malonate-semialdehyde dehydrogenase (acetylating, [NAD(P)+]) activity; methylmalonate-semialdehyde dehydrogenase (acylating, NAD+) activity.